ACGAUACAUAUUUGAUAAUUAUGUUGUUCUUCCAAUAAUAAUAAUUAAACUAUAAAUUAAUUUAUCUUUAUUAAUUUUAUUAAACUUAUGAAUACCGUCCAGUUGAACGUGUUUCUACAGCAUGGUUGAUCACUGUAUAGAAAUUACUAAUAAAUUAGUAUAGUCACCUAUACGAUACGGACCUACUGUAUACUGUGUAGGUAAUAGGUACCUUCUACCUACAAUUAUUCAUUGAAUUUAGUUACAAAAUUUUAAGACACUAAAUUUGUAUUAAUCUUCUUGACGUUGAUUCAUAUUCAUAUUUGAUUAAUACUCUAAAAUGAAUUCAUUAGUAGCUGACUAUGGAGAUGAAACAGACACAGAUUCGUUGGAAAGUGAUCAACAUCUAGAUGAAAACACUAAGGACUUGAAGACAGAUGAUGAAUUUAAAUCUGAGAAUAAGCUUCCUGCACCAAGAUUUAAAGAAACUGGUAUAAUUAAUGAAUCAGUCUUUAGAAAUCCUUAUUUGGAAGCAGAACGAGCUAAAAGUGCAGUAUUAGAAAAACAUGUUAAAAUGGUCCCUGCUAAGGACCAUCUUACAAAAGUUAAUGGAAAAAAUAUAUGUUGGAUGAAUAAAAAAGGUCGUUGCCGUUUUGGUAAUAAAUGUAAAUUUGCUCACGAUUCAGAAUUAUUCAAUGGUCCAAAUAUAAUAGAUGAAAACAAAUCAAAUAAGGAGAGUUUUAAAUUGAAUAAUAAAAAAAAAAGACCCGGUUUAUCAGAAACUUUAAUACCAGGAAAAAAAGUACUUAAAAUAUUUAAAAAAACAGAAAUGUCUAAUGUGCAUUCAUAAAAUAUUAACUUUAUAUUUUAUACUGUUUUUUAAAUCCUUAUAAUAUAUUACCAUUAAUAUUAAUAAUUGAUAAUAUGGUAUUAAAAAUUAUGUAUAUAAUAUAAGUAUGUUAAAAUAAUAAAUGUAAUUAUAGAAUUAUAAAUUUACAGAAAAAACUAGUCA
Aphis gossypii (cotton aphid) is the source of this 991-nucleotide messenger RNA. RefSeq lists its product as uncharacterized. Bases 320 to 829 code for a protein of 169 amino acids. The transcript is spliced from 3 exons. The record is from RefSeq and is a predicted model, not a curated record. NCBI's taxonomy places the organism in Eukaryota, Metazoa, Arthropoda, Insecta, Hemiptera, Aphididae. Gene Ontology annotation, molecular function: metal ion binding.